CCCCUGCGGACCUACAACAACAGCGGACCGCUUGGCUCGCAAGAAUGGAAGAAUUCUGACAUCUAUUUAAUUUUAUGGCUAACGAAAACAAAAUUUCCUCACGUCUUCGCAAUUAAUACGAACGAAGUAUGUCAGUGGAGAAGGAUCUGUACGCUAUUCUUGGAGCCAGCCCUACAGAUUCAGUCCAGCAACUCCGGCACAAAUAUCAGAAGCUGGCCUUACAGUGCCACCCUGACCGCCUUGGAGAUGUGUGUGACAUUGUUGCAGAGACUAGUAGGAAAAUGUUCCUUGAAAUUGACGCAGCCUGGAAAAUUCUGUGUGAAGAUGAAACUAGAAAAACCUAUGAUCAACAAAGGAGAGCUCGAGAACUCAAACAAGACUGGCCAGUUGACUCGGUAGUGUCACUAGAAGAUAUGACGUGGGACCAGGACGAGCUUGCGUAUACAUACAGCUGCCGUUGUGGUGGACAGUUUAGCUUUUCAGAAGAAGAGCUGGAAAGGAGGAUUGAUGAAGAGAAGACAAAUGAGAGUCAACAUGUGGUUGUUUGCUGUGAUACUUGUUCUCUCAGUCUUUAUGUCAAAUAGUCAUUGAAUAUAAGACCAUGUAUUUUAAAUGUCAUUCAUAUUGAUAAUCUAGGGUCACCUUUAUACGUAACACGAAUGCUGCGUUCACACCGGCCGCGGAUUUUCCCUCGUUGCACAAUGGGUACACAUACAAAACCAAUGUAAUCGUGCACGUGUAAUCGUGGAAGGGCGACAGGCAUUCUUGUGACCAUCAUCAUGCGUCAGGCAAGACGCAAUGUCGCCUGUUUGACCAAAUAAACCAGAUUAAUGAAUUGUCACAUCACGGAGACAAUGCUUAAGUGGCCCUAUCUGCAACAGAUUUCUGCAGUGACAAUUAAACGUUUAUUCAAAUACGUUUUCUCUGGGGAUAUCCCGAUCUGAUCACAUGAUCGGAAAUCGGGCCGAUAGCGCCAUUUUUCAGAGGAUCAGAAUUUGGUGAAAAUGAUUCGGUUUUUAAUAGCAAAAAAUAUAUUUGUUUUUCUGCUUCAUGCUCUUACAGCGCCACAGCCUCUCACCCUCCCUCCUGCUAAUCAGUGCGGCCAAAUUGUCCAGCUUGCAUUUAGCACUUAAAGUUAACGAUGAUUCACAUGUUUGUAGUUUUGAUCUUGCAAGGGAAGCUUGGUAGCUCAACGAUCAAAGUCACAAAUGUGUCAAUCAUCGUUAAACUUGCAUAAGCCUUCUACUAGACACAACUAAAACUUUUUGUAUAUUGUUUACAAAGAAACCUUUGCACAUCAAACAUUCAAGUGUAUUUUCGGGAGGACAGGAACUACAAAUUGUCUUUGAAUUCAAGUACCUUGGAGUGACACUUGAUUCCAGACUGUCUUUUAAAAGCCAUAUUAAAAGAAUAAGUAAUACUGUAACAUUCAACCUGAACAAUUUUAAACAAAUACAAUCUUUUAUAGCACUUGGGGCUGCAAGAAUGUUUCUACACUGAAUGAUUUUAUCACACAUUGAAUAUUGCAUUACUUGUUGGCAACUGGCGGGUGUGAAUACAUGCAGUAACAGAGAAUCACUCUACAAGAAAGCAUUAAAGGUCUUUGCCAGAAAACCAAUCUCAUUCCAUGUUUGUAACAUUUUAAAAAAGUACUAUUGAUUGAGCCUUGAGAUUUUAAAAUUUGAGGACCAGGGCUGCCUUUUGAGGGGAUCAUAAAAAAAAAACAAAAAAAACAGCCUUUGUUCACAAUUCUCCCUCUGUAAAGGCCAGUAAAAUCUGGAAGUUUACAACUCUCCAUGAGGGAGUCUCCCACAAUAUAACCCCUCUAAACUCAGCUCAAGCAGUGGUUGAAAGUAAACCAGUCCUGCAAUCACUGACUUUUAGGUUCUUAGUAACCUAUUAUACUGUACUGUUUUAUUGUUAUCUUUUUUCUUUUUUGUCUUUUUGUGUUACCUGCCUAGGGACUGCGGAUGUAAAUUCGUAUUUUUUUGCUACAAUCUGGCAUAUUUACAUCUUGUAGGUGUUCAUCAAUAUGCAUUGUCCCUAUCAAAUAAAUCAAAAAAUGUGCUGUGGCAACUUAUUGUGUAAGUGAGAUGCUGUUAGCAGCAGCAGCAGGUUAUUGUUUAAAAAUAAUUCACAUUAUGAAGGCUGCACACUGGGACAGUAACAUGUUAGGAACUUUUGUUAGAGAAAAAAAAAUCAGAUCGGGGUAUCGGCAGAUUCUCAAAAUCAGAUGAAUCGGACACGGGUGCAAAAAUAUGCGAUCGAGACGUCUCUAGAUUUCUCAUUCACAUGAAUUCAGUCGCUUUGCCGGAACCUUCAACAUCUGAUCAUCAAAAGACAAAAAAAAAAAAAAAAAAAAAUAGGACCACAAAAAUAGUCAAAACAUAAGAAUAAAGUUGCAGUAUUACGAGAAUUAAGUUAUACAUUGGGUUAAAAAAGUUGUAAUCUUACGACGUUAAUCUCGUAAUAUUACGUUACAUGAACUGGGAAUUGGAUGGUUUCCUUGGCUCGACUUUUGGCGGCAUAAGGUCCGUGUUCUCACAAAACCGCUUUUGCCGUAGUAUUAAGAUAUUAUAUCGGAAGUUUAAAAUCGUUAUUUUUUUUUUUUACCUAACGUCAACCGGAAGUUGUGCGGUGUCCGCGGACUUGUAAAGCUCACAGAACCGCUUUUGGCGAUGGCUGUAGCACAAGCAACGCGUUGUUGUGCAACAGUUUGGUCUGAAUGCAGCAUUACACUCGGGAUAUUCACAUCAGUGCACAAUAUACAUCUGAGUAGCUGCAAUCCAGUAAGUUAGGAGUGAUGCUGACGUGACAUCACGUGUUUUUUGUUUUUUUUUGUAGUCCAUAAAAUGGACAAAUAAAGUUGCUUUAGUGACGUCUUUUGUUUUCUUUCUCUAACAUGAGUGGCAUACAUUUAUGAUGAUGAUCCUAAGCCGUUGUGUUCAAGUUUCAGCUUGAGGGAAUACACUGUUGCAGGUCUUAAUGCUUCAAAGCACUGUAUUUACUGGGAUUUCAAAUAUUUGUCGACUGUGUGGGCCCUUUGUUUAGUGAGGAGUCUUCUUUUCCAAAUUUUGUCAUAUAAUCAGAAUCUACCACAAAUGUAACUGUCGAAAGCUCAGGAAUAACCAGUUGAAACAAAGUGUACUUGAGCCAUUAGAGUUACGGUUAAAUUUUUGAAAACUUAUUCACUUUGUAUGUUCAAUGCAAUACAAGAAAUUUUGAAUUUUGCGUGGAAAUCAAUUAUGUUUUAGAAUAAAUUGAUUUUUAAAAAAUGUAAUUAGAGAACUAUUGUGACAACACGAGAUACCAAUAAAGUGAUAAGUCCUGGGAAUAAAACUUAAUUAUUUUAAA
Corythoichthys intestinalis (scribbled pipefish) is the source of this 3354-nucleotide messenger RNA. RefSeq names its product DnaJ (Hsp40) homolog, subfamily C, member 24 (gene dnajc24). The transcript is spliced from 5 exons. The record is from RefSeq and is a predicted model, not a curated record. Gene Ontology annotation, molecular function: ATPase activator activity; ferrous iron binding. Bases 129 to 584 code for a protein of 151 amino acids. Gene Ontology annotation, biological process: positive regulation of ATP-dependent activity. NCBI's taxonomy places the organism in Eukaryota, Metazoa, Chordata, Actinopteri, Syngnathiformes, Syngnathidae.